GGAUCUUCAUGCCAAAGCGGCGCAAACAACGCCCGGCAGAUAUCCUAACCACAAGCAGGUCUCAAGACUCAGCCAUACCAUUACCUAAAAGGCAGAAGAGUGAACGGAUGGACUUUGAAAGCGAUUUGACCGAUUUUGAGGAAGAUGUAUCAGAGCAGAAAUUGCAGGUACUCAAUCUAGAACUGUACCGUGUCAGCAGUGCCAGUCACGAAAACACCUAGUCAAACACAUAAACGCAUACUUUUAGAAUAGACACUGUCCCCAUAGAAACUGUUCCCAAAAUGGAGCCAUAUACGAUGGCCGAGUGCGGGCUUGGAAAUGGUCGAGUUCCGAGGGUGCGACUGUGUGAUGG
Yamadazyma tenuis ATCC 10573 is the source of this 352-nucleotide messenger RNA. The record is from RefSeq and is a predicted model, not a curated record. NCBI's taxonomy places the organism in Eukaryota, Fungi, Ascomycota, Pichiomycetes, Serinales, Debaryomycetaceae.